CGAGUGGGGUUUGAACAGGAAGGCGGACAUGUUGGCCAGGCUGCGCGAAGAGAAAAUCAGGCAUCGUCUGCUCGGCUCUUUUUCGGACACCAUCCCUCUUCAGGAUCUUAUUGAUCACUUUUUGGCCUGAACGAAAGAGCAUCUUUUUGGGGGAAGCGUAGACGAGGCGAUGACAGCGCUCGGGACGCGGCGCACGUACCGCACUUUGACGCUGUGACGACGCCGCGUUCACAGACGAAUUUGUCAGAAGCAGAAGUUUUUUCCAGCCACUUCUACUUUUGAGCUGUCACCGUCGCUCGCGUUACUUCAGCUAAACUUGGGACAUAUCUGGAAGCGGGGCUGGAUUGUAUAUAAUUUUGCAAAGACGCUUCCCGAUUGGACUUUCCGUGUAGCUUUUAAUAGUCUUUUGUUUGGAUGCUGCUGCAUUUUAAGCUCUUCUCCUGUGGCAUCCUGCGGACUAAUCUGUCGCCGCAUUUAUCUUUUGGCUGUGAAGUUCUCAAUCACACUUGGAGAAAUAUAUUUUGACACCGAUCAUGUGGCUUUUGUACAUCCAGCGUAAUCUUAAACGUUUUAUUGUUGGCGAAAACAAGGGGAGAACAAUGUAUUUUCUUUGAAGCGCAAACUUGGGAGGCAGACGGAACAUUUGGUUAGCUUCCGCAGGCUGCUAAGUAAAGCUAGCCUCGCCAGAGCUGUUUUUGCAUACAAUCGAGCAUCGGGACUGAUUUAAGCUGUAAAAAUGUCUAAUGCGGAACCCAUGGAGGCUCGGUUUGAGAAAAUCGAUGCCAUGCUGAAGGACCCGAAGUCGGAAAUCAACACGGAUUGUCUCCUGGACGGCUUGGAUGCUCUGGUGUAUGACCUGGACUUCCCUGCCCUGAGGAAAAACAAGAGCAUUGACAAUUUCUUGAAUAGAUAUAAAGACACAAUUAGUAAAAUACGGGACCUGCGCAUGAAAGCGGAGGACUAUGAAGUUGUUAAAGUCAUUGGAAGAGGAGCUUUCGGGGAGGUCCAGUUGGUCAGACACAGGGCUACAUGUAAAGUCUAUGCCAUGAAGCUCCUUAGUAAAUUUGAGAUGAUCAAGAGGUCAGACUCAGCGUUCUUCUGGGAGGAGAGGGACAUCAUGGCGUUUGCUAAUAGUUCCUGGGUAGUGCAGCUCUUUUUUGCUUUCCAAGACGACCGCUACCUCUACAUGGUGAUGGAGUACAUGCCCGGUGGAGAUCUGGUGAAUUUAAUGAGCAACUACGACGUUCCUGAGAAGUGGGCGAGGUUUUACACGGCGGAGGUGGUGCUGGCCCUGGACGGGAUUCACUCGAUGGGGUUCAUUCACAGAGAUGUCAAGCCAGAUAAUAUGUUGCUAGACAAAACAGGCCAUUUAAAACUCGCAGACUUCGGGACCUGUAUGAAAAUGAACAAGGAUGGAAUGGUACGAUGUGACACGGCGGUGGGCACUCCAGAUUACAUUUCGCCUGAGGUACUGAAAUCCCAGGGAGGAGACGGCUACUACGGCAGAGAGUGCGACUGGUGGUCCGUGGGAGUCUUCCUGUAUGAAAUGCUUGUUGGUGACACUCCGUUCUAUGCAGACUCCCUGGUCGGCACCUACAGCAAAAUCAUGAACCACAAAAAUGCCCUGACGUUUCCAGAUGACAGCGACAUCUCCAACGAUGCCAAGAAUCUGAUCUGCGCUUUUCUGACUGACAGGGAGGUUCGGUUGGGGCGCAACGGAGUGGAUGAAAUCAAGAGACACCCAUUCUUUAAGAAUGACCAGUGGACAUGGGAGAACAUAAGGGAGACGGCUGCUCCGGUCGUACCAGAGCUGAGCAGUGACAUCGACACCAGUAACUUUGACGACAUCGAAGAGGAUCGAGGGGAAGAGGAGACCUUCCCCAUCCCCAAGGCCUUCGUGGGCAACCAGCUCCCAUUCGUAGGCUUCACUUACUACAGCAGCCAGCACCUAUUACGCAGCUCCUCCAGCACUAAAACCACUGACAAACGCAGCAGCACCACGAAGGAAGACAAGAGCCAACUUGAAAACCUGCAGAAAAGGAUCUUCCAGCUGGAGGAGCAGCUGCACAGUGAGAUGCAGCUGAAGGAUGAGCUGGAGCAGAACUGCAGGACCUCAAAUACCAAGAUGGAGAAGAUCUUGAGAGAACUGGACGAGGAGAUGAACCUGAGGAAGAGUGCAGAGGGCAGCCUGUCGCUCCUGGAGAAAGAGAAGAUGAUGGCUCAGCACAGGCUCACCGAGGCUCAGAGGAAGGCCGACCAGGAGGCGGAGAAGAGACGUAACCUGGAGAAUGAAGUUUCAACGUUAAAGGAGCAGCUUGAAGACAUGAGGAAAAUCAGUCAGAACUCCCAGGCAUCAAAUGACAAGAUCGCUCAGCUACAAAACCAGCUGGAGGAGGCCAACGACCUCCUUCGGGCGGAGUCGGACACGGCGGCGCGUCUGAGGAAGAAUCAGUCCGAGAUGGCGAAGUCCAUGAGUCAGCUGGAGACCAUGAACAGAGAGCUGCAGGAGCGCGUGCGGGCGGCCGACGGAGACAAGGCCCAGAUGGAGAAGGAGGUCAUGGUCCUUCAGAGCUCGCUGGAGUCAGAGAGGAGGAACUACAGCCAGGGCUCCGAGGAGAUACACGAACUGCAAGCGCGGAUGGCCGGGCUUCUAGAGGACAACAAAAACUUGAAGCUCAGUUUGUCUAAAGUGGAAUCUGAACGCAAACACGCACAGGACAGGAGCAACCAUUUGGAAAAGGAGAUAACCAACCUGGAGAUCGACCUGAACUACAAACUGAAAACUUUGCAGCAGCGUUUGGAGCAGGAGCAGACGGAGCACAGGGUCACACGGGCCCAGCUCACAGACAAAUACGAGUCCAUCGAAGAGGCGAAGUCUGCAGCCAUGAGCGCUGUGCAGCAGAAGAUGUCUGAGGAGAACGGGGCGCGGAUGCGAGCGGAGAGCCGCGUGGUGGAGGUGGAGAAACAGUGCUCCAUGCUGGAGUUUGACCUGAAGCAGUCGGUCCAGAAGAUGGAGCAACUCAUGAAGCAGAAGGAACGUCUGGAAGAUGAGGUGAAGAGUGUGAGGACUCAGCUGGAGCAGGAGCUGAGCAAACGGAUCCAGGUCCAGAGUGAUUUAAAGAGCCGGACUCAGGAGCUGGACCGUCUGCGCUGUUCGGAGAAACAGAUGAAGCAGGACAUCAACACAGCCCUGGAGACAAAGAGAUCACUGGAGUUUCAGCUCGCACAGCUCACAAAGCAGUACAGAGGCAACGAGGGACAGAUGAGGGAACUUCAGGAUCAACUGGAAGCAGAACAGUAUUUUUCUACGCUUUACAAAACUCAGGUUAAGGAGCUGAAAGAAGAGAUAGACGAAAAGAAUCGGCAAGUUCAGGACGCUCACAAGAAGGUGCAGGACUUGUGCAGUGAAAGGGACUCUCUGUCGGCUCAGUUGGACUUGACCGUGACCAAAGCCGAGUCGGAGCAGUUGGCCCGAGCGCUGCAGGAGGAGCAGUACUUUGAGCUGAGCCAAGAAAGUAAGAAGGCCCUGACCAGACACAAGCAGGAGAUGAGCGAGAAGGACGCCACCAUCUCCAGGCUCGAGGAAUCAAAUAAAACUCUGACCAAAGAUGUGGAGAAUCUGAGUAAAGAGAAGGCGGAGCUCAGUGACAAGCUGCAGACUCAAGAGGAAGACUACACAGCACAGAAGGAAGAAAUCGCAAACACAAUCCGAGCUAACUACGAGAAAGUUCUCAACACUGAGCGCACACUCAAGACACAGGCAGUGAACAAACUGGCCGAGAUCAUGAACCGUAAAGACAUGAAGCUGGACCAGAAGAAGAAGGGCAGCACGGCCGACCUGAGGAAGAAAGAGAAAGAGAACAGGAAACUGCAGCUGGAGCUCAACCAGGAGAAGGAGAAGUUCAACCACAUGGCCAUCAAAUACCAGAAGGAGCUGAGUGAGAUGCAGGCCCAACUGGCAGAGGAGUGCACGUACCGUAACGAGCUGCAGAUGCAGUUGGACAGUAAAGAGAGCGACAUCGAGCAGCUUCGAGAGAAACUCAACGACCUCCAGCAGAGAAUGGACAACUCCAGUGUGACCAGUCUGCAGGCCGACGAGACGGACAGCAACAUCGCAGAAUCCAGACUGGAGGGUUGGCUGUCCAUUCCUAACCGCGCUAAUAUCAAACGCUACGGCUGGAAGAAACAGUAUGUGGUAGUAAGCAGCAAGAAAAUCCUGUUCUAUAAUGACGAGCAGGACAAGGAGCAGUCCAAUCCCUCCAUGGUACUAGAUAUAGAUAAAUUGUUCCAUGUCAGACCCGUGACACAAGGAGACGUGUACCGAGCGGAAACGGACGAGAUUCCCAGAAUAUUCCAGGUUGGAGUUUCAUAAAAAAAAAAAUAAAAAAAAGGU
Boleophthalmus pectinirostris (great blue-spotted mudskipper) is the source of this 4393-nucleotide messenger RNA. It is a transcript of the gene rock1, whose product is annotated as Rho-associated, coiled-coil containing protein kinase 1. The transcript has 30 exons. The coding region runs from base 737 to 4372 and encodes 1211 amino acids. Gene Ontology annotation, biological process: cortical actin cytoskeleton organization; actomyosin structure organization; Rho protein signal transduction. Gene Ontology annotation, cellular component: cytoplasm; cytoskeleton. Gene Ontology annotation, molecular function: small GTPase binding; Rho-dependent protein serine/threonine kinase activity; ATP binding. Lineage: Eukaryota; Metazoa; Chordata; Actinopteri; Gobiiformes; Gobiidae. The record is from RefSeq and is a predicted model, not a curated record.